GCCUCCGACGCUGCCGCCGGAGCUGCCGUUUUCGAGCUCAAGUGCGCAGCAUGUCACGGCGGCGGCUCCAAUUUGAUUAGCCCGGGAAGAGACCUCAAAGCUAAGUCGCUGGAGGCGAACGGCUACGCGACAGAAGAGGCGCUCUCAACCCUGGUCGCGGUCGGCAAGGGCCAGAUGCCCAGCUACGGUCCAAAGUCGCCACCGUUUGCGAGGCUGACAGAGGAGCAGAUAUCGGACGUGUCUGCGUAUGUGCUAUCGCAGGCCGCGGCCGGCUGG
Messenger RNA from Emiliania huxleyi CCMP1516, 276 nucleotides. RefSeq lists its product as hypothetical. The record is from RefSeq and is a predicted model, not a curated record. Lineage: Eukaryota; Haptophyta; Isochrysidales; Noelaerhabdaceae. The annotation marks the transcript as partial. The transcript has a single exon. Gene Ontology annotation, molecular function: electron transfer activity; iron ion binding; heme binding.